AUGGAUCUCCAGGGGACUAAAGAGGCUCGUACGCAGGAGGAGGGCGCCGACGGCCCGCUAGAUGCCUAUGGCGCUAGCAGUGGCCGCUCAAAAGAGUUUCGUAAGAACGAGAGACGCGAUUCUCACGGCCAUGAAAGCUCGUCCACCGUGAACACACUUCGUCGUCAUCAGCCACCCUUUGCAUAUCCGCCCGGCACCCGCCAGCCCAGUGCAGCCUCGCGAUCGGGAUCGGGAUCGACAUCUAGCGCUGCACCUCGGCCCCGAGACCCAUCGCCUUCCCCAGAGGCCAUCAGUAUCCCACAAGCACUAGGAUUCGGUUCGCGCGACCAGCGGCUCCUUUGUAAAGCCCGCCGACAGCCUCCUGUUACGAAGCGGACACUCAGCGAACUUGAUCUGCCCUGCAUCAUGAGCAAUAUUAAUCUCCGGAUGGACGCCAAUUUCGAUCGUGACCUACACUUCAAGCCCGAUCUGGAUGGUGAAAAGGGAAAGCGCAAACGGAAAGAGGCUGCUGACUACUGGGAUUCGAUGGCCAUGGAGAUUGCAAUCUACGCAUACCGCGCCGCAAACCCUGAUGAUGACGUCGAUGAAAAGAGCUCGCGGGAUGUCACGUCGAAGCGCACUUUCGAGCCUCGACUACCGGCCAUGUUUGAAACCUUGCAAGAAGUCAUCAAAACACUUGUUCCGGAGCGUGACCAUCCUAGCAUCAUGCAGAACCUCGAAGUACCCCUGCUCAUGCAGCAGGUCCGUAAGGGUGUCCUCGAUAUGGUGGCGCUGGCGACGUGGAUGGCGGCUUUAUUGAAGACGCAUUGCGCACCGAUGCGCGAUGAAUGGGCUGACCGGAUGGUGGAGCAGAUCACCGAGGGCUCGCAGUCCCAGGAGCCAAAGGAGAUUGUGAAUGGACUGCAGACUCUAUUUGCUAUUCUAGAGGCAAUGAAGCUGGACGUCGCGAAUCAUCAAAUACGUACGUUCCGCGUUCUUCUCAUCGAGGACACGGUCCCAUUCUUGCAAGAGUACUUCGAAGGUAAACUCGGCCGCGGCAGUCUCGACGUCGAGCCCGCCAGAAUCUGGUAUCUUGCAGCAAGGGAACGGGCUCGAAAAGAAGAUGAAGCAAAGGGCCCAGACGCAGCCCAGUCGGACGAUACUUUCAAGCCUCUCGAAGCUCUAUUCCGGGGAAUAUCAGACCACCUUCUCCAGUUCAACCCACCGGACAAAUACCCAGAGACUUUCCUCUUUGACACGGACCGACUAUGGCAACUGCGCUCGACGAUUCAAAAUCUGAUCAACCUUGAAAUUGCAUGGUAUAUCUUCGAGUCAUAUGUCCACACCCAAAAGCGGUAUCUCUCCGCUCGCGACGAGACAUACUCCACCUUUCGCUCGCGGAUCUGGUCUCUCAUGGAGGACGAACUGAGCUCUGAUGGCCGGAGUGCCGGCGAAGACGAAGACCCUGAUGUGCGGGGUAGCAAGCGCUGGCUGCAGAAUAUGCGCUGCAUUGCGCUGGAGAUUGCUCGAUUCGCCUGCGCUGCGUGCUGCCUAGACGUCGUCGUCGCUGAUGAGGUUAUCGUACCGAUUGAGGAGGCCCUCUUGUGGCAUCUUUCGAACGAAUCUGAGCUCUUCCGCUACUUUCAGAAUACCAUGCGCGAGAAGGUUCUCACGGCAACGAUUGCUUCUGCUCGGAGGUACCUGCCCCUCUCUCCGCUGGCUAUCUGUGAGUCCCAGCGAACAGCACCUCCGCCCUCCACUACGAAUGGCCCCGCACCCAACCCUCCAUCGUCUGCGGCUCCUACUCCUUCGACAUCCUCAUCCUCAACCCCAUCCUCCUCGCAGCCCAUGUCCGCGCAACAAUAUGACAUUGAACGUAUUGGCAUGCGUCUAGGUCACAUCGGUGUCCUGCACUGGCGUGUCUGGGCAUCGCUUCUCUAUCUACGAGACGAGAUCGCCGACUCAAAGACCGAGCCGGCAGCGUUCAUAUAG
Messenger RNA from Penicillium subrubescens, 1971 nucleotides. Its product is annotated as TCP11 family protein. The record is from RefSeq and is a predicted model, not a curated record. NCBI's taxonomy places the organism in Eukaryota, Fungi, Ascomycota, Eurotiomycetes, Eurotiales, Aspergillaceae. The transcript has 2 exons. The coding region runs from base 1 to 1971 and encodes 656 amino acids.